This is a messenger RNA of Fomitopsis serialis, 1115 nucleotides long. RefSeq lists its product as uncharacterized. Lineage: Eukaryota; Fungi; Basidiomycota; Agaricomycetes; Polyporales; Fomitopsidaceae. The record is from RefSeq and is a predicted model, not a curated record. Bases 1 to 978 code for a protein of 325 amino acids. The transcript has 7 exons.
AUGGCCUCGAAGGCGAAAACCAUGGCAAGACAGCGUUGUUCGAGUAUGCUUUGCCUCCGAGGCUCAUCUGGAACCACAUUGACAAACGGUGCAACACCGGCGAUCUCGAGGAAGAGACGCUCGCUAGGCGACCUCAUGAAGCGACCUAUUGCAGGGUCGAACGUCGCAGAGAGGAGUCGGGGAGAGGGCGAUCCAUCCAUCUCAUUUCCGUGGAACUUUCAGGUGGUCCUAAUACCACAUAGCACCAAGUUCAUGUGGAUGAGAGUCUCAACGGCUUGCCGGCAAGCUGGGCUGCCCAACUUGCCUCACGAGAAGAAGUCUAGUCUGUCAGUCGGGACAAAGGCGCGGCCACUGCAAGACGUUGACCACAACGCCGAUGCGCGAACGGGAAUCUUCUGCUUCGGACCGAGGAAAGCCUUUGUGCAUAACAAAGCUGUUGUAGUCGAGGUUUCUUCGCCGCAGGGGGAUCCGGGUAUCACUACGCCAUGGGGCUUCAAGGUAGGAACUCUUCGCCCCUCUUUGAUUAACAGCAUGUUCACAUCCUCCUCUGAGCAGCACAACAUCCAUGUGGACGAGAACUUUAACGGUCUCCCGUCAGGAUGGACAAGGCCAGACGAAGCACGGAGAAUCAACACGCUGCUGGACAUGGCUCCUGAGGCAGAUGCAGCUAUCAGCGUGCCGUGGAACUUCAAACAUUGCUUCCACGUAUCCGCUGGUUUGAACGGGAUCCCGACGGGACUACCACCGACAUUUUUCGAACGUCUCGGCGAGCUGGGCUUCACUGAGGGCGAAAUCGCUGCCAUUCGUAAGUACAGUUCCAUUUUCGCCGCGUCCGUGCUGGCGUGGCGCCUGCAUGAAACAGUCGCUCAGUCACCCUUGCUGUGCAGGUGCGGCGUCCUAAGGACACUUUUCCCCACUGACGGACGGUUUGCGGACGGUCAGGUACCCUCGUUUUUGUCUUGGAAUCGGACCUGGUAGUCCUUGUAUUUCUAUAACUUAUUUGCCCGCGUAUCUGUCAAGUGUUUACCGGUCUCUCAUCCCGUAUCUAUGCCAUGUAUCCUAUCCUGUCUUGCUGAUCUCGAUCUGCGAAUGCAUAGCCAUAUUGUUUCGUCUGA